AUGUCAGAUGUAGCAACGAUUAGUUUGCUGGCAAUUUCUGCUGACUAUGUCUAUGUAGAGAACAAGAAACGGAGGCCAGCUAGACAUAGCAAGGCUCUCUGUAGAAGAUCUUUCCAGUACUUUGACCUUCCAAAUGUCGAGGCUUCAAAAAGUUUGAAGAAAGAGGUGCAACGACAACAGGAGGAAGAUGAGUUAGCAGCUACCACAGUGGAAGAGAGAAAAAGAAUGAUAGAAUAUGAAAGAGAAAACAUAGAAAACAAGCCCUUCGUGGACAUACUGGAAGAAACAAAAAAUUUUAGACAAAAUAUGUUCAAGAGAAGAUAUAAAGCCAGAGUUCUUGAGAAUCAAUGUCGAAAGUUAUCAGUAUUAUAA
Messenger RNA from Lycium barbarum (goji berry), 372 nucleotides. Its product is annotated as protein RKD5-like. The record is from RefSeq and is a predicted model, not a curated record. Bases 1 to 372 code for a protein of 123 amino acids. Lineage: Eukaryota; Viridiplantae; Streptophyta; Magnoliopsida; Solanales; Solanaceae. The transcript has 3 exons.